UUUCUUUGUUUUGUUCAGAUGUUUCGCAAAACACUCAUUGUUGGGUGGUAUUUAACUGGGUGGUACAGCGAGAAAAGUGCAUAAAUGCAACGGGAAGCGACUGACAGAUAAACUUGAUUUUCCUUUUUCGUGGUUUCGUGCAUGAAUCACCCCAAAAUCUGAAUCGAUCAAAACAGAAACUUUUUGCAUCAAUCAAAUCAAAAUUUCCCCUACUUUAUAGGGGAAAGUUUAGUGGAUAGUAGGUGCAUAACAGUGCGAACAAAAAAUCGAACCAGUUCUUUUAAAUUAUUUUUUGGAAGUUAUUUUAUAAGAACUGUUCAUUGGUUGUUAAAGAAACGAAUUUUGUUUUCCCCUUGAAUCAGAAAUGUCACUACGAACAAAUCUGAUGAAUGCUGAAUCCUCCCAAAUGGGAAUUGUGGAACCACAGGAACGUCUGAAGCUACUAGCAUCUAUAAGCAACAGCGUGGAGGUUGACCCCAAUGCCCCAAUAAUAAGAUAUUACAGAUCCGGGUUAGAAAUGGUUCGCAUGGCCAAUGUUUAUCUUCAAGAGGGAAACAUCGACGCAGCUUACAUAUUGUAUAUAAGAUUCAUCACCUUAUUCGUUGAGAAACUUCUGACUCAUCCCCAGUAUAAGACUGUUUCCUCCGAAAUCAAAAUGCAAAACAAGAAAAAGCUGAAAGAAGUUCUCCCGAUUGCUGAAAAGCUGAAGGUGAAACUAAAGGAAAAGUACACUAGAGAGUAUCAGCAAUUUUUGGAAGCCAAAAGUUUAGAGAAGGAACUCGAAGAUAAGCGACAACGAGAAGCGAGAGAAAAUGCUAAAGCGGCAGCUAUAACCCCUUCCGUAAAUAAACCGGAGCCAAGUGCUCCUGCUCUGCCGACAUCCCUGCUAGUCGAUCCUGAUAUGCUGGAUCGUGUUCUCUAUCCAAAUGAUUUCCCAACAGAUCCAAAUCGUUCGUCCGGCGUUGGUUUGCUGCUGCCGGAUACAAAACCUUUUCCGAAACCAGCUUUUGAUCGUACCCUCAAACCGUCGCCCACGUCAGUGCAGGCCGGAAGCCUGCGAUCUGUGAUAGUUCCCACGAACACGAUGGCCAAAUUCCUCGCGCUCGCGUCGAAAAACACGCUGAGCAAUGUGGAAACUUGCGGAAUCCUGGCAGGGCGAUUGACCCAGAACAAGCUGCUGAUUACGCACGUCAUUGUCCCGAAGCAGCGCGGCACCUCGGACAGCUGCACGACGAUGAACGAGGAGGACAUCUUCAACUACCAGGAUCAGCACAAUCUGAUUACGCUCGGGUGGAUCCAUACGCAUCCCAGUCAAACGGCGUUCCUAUCCUCGGUGGAUUUGCACACGCACUGCUCUUACCAAAUGAUGCUGGAGGAAGCGAUCGCCAUCGUGUGCUCGCCCAAGUUUCAAGAGACUGGCUUUUUCUGUCUAACACCUAACUAUGGGCUGGAUUACAUUUCACAGUGUCGGUUAACGGGAUUUCAUCCGCAUCCUGCGGAUCCCCCUUUAUUUAUGGAAGCCCCGCAUAUUCUGCUAGAGGACACGGUUAAAAUUGAGGUCGUUGACCUGCGGUAGACCUAAAAGCCGUUGCAACAGAGGAUAUAACUUGAAGAAUUUCACACAAAACAUUCGCAUACCUUUGUUAGAUUACCAGUGUUCGAUAGUGUAUAAUAGACUCUAAAAAUCAAACGGAUUGUGCAUGAAACGCUUUAUUUCCUUGAACGAUUUUUUGCAUUAUAGUGAGAAGAAAAAAAACUGCAUUAUUUUCUGCAUUGAGUUUAAAUGGAAAGAUUAUAUUUACAGACGAGAGUGUAUUUAUUGUAGAGUUAGAACGACGAUAACUAUGUAAAGAGUAGAAAUUAUAAUUCCCUAUUAGGUAAUAUAAACUCAUAUCGGCUUUUCGUUAGAUAAAAAAUAGAUGUAUAAAAAGAUCAAAAUUUCAAAUUAUUAAAUGCUUUAAAUAAAAGUGCACAUUCUAUACCGUUCUUGCAGAGAUUUAGAAAAGAGUUUUCAAUAGUGUGAAUCUUUUUUUUAUCCAGGCGAAUUUUUGUCAUGUUUUUUUAGUUUUGUUGCUCUAUUUCUAAA
Armigeres subalbatus is the source of this 2086-nucleotide messenger RNA. Its product is annotated as STAM-binding protein. Gene Ontology annotation, biological process: protein K63-linked deubiquitination. Gene Ontology annotation, molecular function: metal-dependent deubiquitinase activity; K63-linked deubiquitinase activity; protein binding. Gene Ontology annotation, cellular component: membrane; endosome. The record is from RefSeq and is a predicted model, not a curated record. The transcript is spliced from 4 exons. NCBI's taxonomy places the organism in Eukaryota, Metazoa, Arthropoda, Insecta, Diptera, Culicidae. The coding region runs from base 365 to 1576 and encodes 403 amino acids.